Messenger RNA from Acanthocheilonema viteae, 86 nucleotides. NCBI's taxonomy places the organism in Eukaryota, Metazoa, Nematoda, Chromadorea, Rhabditida, Onchocercidae. The record is from the annotation of a GenBank genome assembly.
AUGCUUCAGUUAUGUAAUGUUGAGGAGGAAAAAGAAAAGAAUAGAGAGGAGGAAUUUUGGAAGAAACCACUUGGAGCAUGGAUAAA